GCAUAAGUUUCCUAUGAAUCAGUCACUACAAAACAACUCUGCUGUCAUCUCACACUUGACACUGUACCGCGGGCAAGUUUGUUUUCUUUUUAAUUUAUUGUUUGUUUUAAUUACAUCACGUGUCUCGGUUGGAAAAAUGCCCUGCAACAAAAUCUACGGCAUAUUAUGCUUCAUCGCUCUGACGAAGAUUGCUCUGUCCAAUGAAGAAACCGACGUUGAAUGUGAAAAAAAUCAGGACUGCCCCAAGGGCACAUAUUGCUACAAGGAAAGUGCGCUUUACAAAUGUGUACCAUGUUCAAGCUGUAUACGCUUCUUUAGGAAAAAUUCUACAUUUGAUGACUGUCCUCAAAGGCCAGAACAGUGUGGUGAAUGCAUUGCUGGAUACCAUUCGCCAAAGCUUACAGAUGGCUCAGAAACAAACACUUGUACAUUAAUUGAUUCAAUUGAAGAUGAGAAAUCUACACUUUCAAGUUCAAAUUACAAAGUAUUUGAAAACUUGUUUUUUUGGUUGCUACUUCUUGUAUUCCCCUGUAUACUCAUUCUGCUAGUAGUUAUUUUCUUUACAAGAAAAAAAUGCCUCAAAUGUGCUACGAAGGGAGCGAUGCCAGUUAUUUCCGAAAUGGAAAGACUGUUCAUUUCACCAAGGUUGCCUCCUCCUUUUUAUCAAAGUGCUUCACUGGACAAUAUUGACGAUAACGAAGAUGAAAUACAACCCAAUACAUCUAGUCUUCCUUUUGCCAGCGAAAUAGAAAUCGUCAGUACAGGAGCAUUGCACACUCAAGUUCAAUGCGAAUUCGACAGAAAAGUUCAAGCCAGCAAUUAUAAGAUCCCACUUCAUAUGAAUGAAGAGUCAGUGCCUGAGCAAGCAGAGCAAGUCGAAGAAGAAAAUUUACCAGAAAUAUAUGACGAUAAUACUCAACCUAGCACAUGGAGACCUUUCGCUGAGAAUCUAAGCAAAGAAGGGCGAAAGGAAUGUAUUGGGGGAGAUUUAAAUUCUUACAUUUUAUCUACAGACAUAAGUGAUCAAGAUCAACAACAGGGAGAGAGCGAAAGCACUGCAGCAAAUUCUGGAGGUGAAGAAAUACGACAUUUUGCCAUGAUCUCUGCCGAAUCUUCUAAUUCCAUUCCUGCGCCCGAAAUCGAACAAGAUCAAAAAAUUGAAGAAAAGUGAAUCAUUUUGACAUUUUCCUGUGAUCUCCAAGGAAACUGAAAAACUUCCUUCUCCUGAAUCAGUGUAACAGAGAUAAU
Messenger RNA from Cimex lectularius (bed bug), 1248 nucleotides. RefSeq lists its product as uncharacterized. The record is from RefSeq and is a predicted model, not a curated record. The coding region runs from base 14 to 1171 and encodes 385 amino acids. The transcript is spliced from 13 exons. NCBI's taxonomy places the organism in Eukaryota, Metazoa, Arthropoda, Insecta, Hemiptera, Cimicidae.